UAAAUGCCAUGUCUGUAGGUCGCUGUGUUUCACUUGCUCUUUGUGUAUUCACCUCUCUGUUGUUUGAGCACCUCCAUAGCACUUUGUCCUCACCUAUCCUGUACAACAGAACCAUGCUGCAGCUGGGGAUCUGUGCCUUCCGCCAGGGCAUGUUCAAGGACGCCCACAAUGCCCUGCUGGACAUCCAAUCGAGUGGCCACGCCAAGGAGCUGCUGGGCCAGGGCCUGCUCAUGAGGAACAUGCAGGAGAGGAACGCCGAGCAGGAGAAAAUCGAGAAGAGGUAACCACUGGUUGGUUACGGCUAGGCUAAAUCCAGCAGAAAAGACCAGAGGUAACCUGAGGAUGGGCUGAUUGAAGCCAGCAGAACAGUAGAGGAUUGAGAAGAGACUACCUGUACGCUAGGCGAAUCAAAAACAACAGAGGAGACAAUAGGUAGACAAGGCUAAACCCGGCAGAACUAAUGACUGGUAGGCUAGGCUAAACCAAGCAGAACUAAUGACUGGUAGGCUAGGCUAAACCAAGCAGAACUAAUGACUGGUAGGCUAGGCUAAACCAAGCAGAACUAAUGACUGGUAGGCUAGGCUAAACCAAGCAGAACUAAUGACUGGUAGGCUAGGCUAAACCAAGCAGAACUAAUGACUGGUAGGCUAGGCUAAACCAAGCAGAAGACGCAAUUGGUAUGCUAAGGUUAGGCUAGGCAAGGCUAAACCAGCCGAACAGGAAAGGAUCGAGACGACAGUUAGGCCAAGCUCAGGUAGACUAAAUAUGUAGACUAGGCUAAACGUAGGCUAGGUGAAACCCAUGUAUGUGCACGUCGGGAUCAGCGACCUCUUCCACAUAAGUUCUGAGCUGUAAAAGCCUUUGUCAAUUUGAAAUUGGCUCAUAUUAAGCGGUGUCGUUGCAAAAUGGUUAAUUGGUUCAUUCUCAAAUAUAAAAAUGGCAUACAAAGAACAGCAUACAAAAAAACAAAUGGAUAGCAUAUGAUCAUAGAUUCAUUUCAGACUACACAAGGUUACAAACAAUUACAAUGGCAAAGUCACAAUCACAAGAAUGGCUUCAGAUCAAAGUCUACGUUGAGACCGAAGGGAGCAAGGGUCUUUAAGUUAAACAUCCAGGCAGCCUAUUUUUAACAAUAAAUGAUCAAGGUCACCCCCUCUCCUAAGGAGGGUGACAUGUUCAAUGCCAAUAUUACGCAGAGACGAAAUCGAGUGGUUUUCUUCCAAAAAGUUGGCCGCAACUGGGUAAGUCAAGUUUUUGCACCUAAUGGUAUGUAUGCCAUUUUUAUAUGUAGGAAUUAACCAAUGAUAUUAGGCCACACUUGGCCAUGAUUACAGACACCUGUGUGUCUUUUGACACUAUAUAAACGAGUCAUCCCGCAGUGUUUGUGAUUAUACCCUGAUGAAGACAGCUUGGCUGUCGAAACGUUGGAUAUUACAUUUUUGCAUCUGAGCUCCUAGAGUGUACGGCUCUCCUUUAUUUUCAAACUUGGAUUAACUCGCAUUAACAUCUGCUAACCAUGUGUAUGUGACAAAUAAAAUUUGAUUUGAGAUCAUUUAGAUGGUGUCCACAAGAGGGCAACAGUAUAUGUGCAAAGUUUCAGACUGAUAACUUCAAGAGCUGUCACGGUUUUCAUGUGGUGAAGGAGAGUCGGACCAAACUGCAGCGCGUAUAUUGUGAUCCAUGUUUAUUUACACAACGUAACACGAAUCCAAAACACAAACUCUACAAAACAAUAAACGUAAUGAAAACCGAAACAGCCUUAACUGGUGCAAACUAACACAGACUAAGUACAUCAAGACAAUCACCCACAAUUACAACCAAAGAAUAUGGCUGCCUAAAUAUGGCUCCCAAUCAGAGACAACGAUAAACACCUGCCUCUGAUUGAGAACCACUUCAGACAGCCAUAGACUCUCCUAGAACACCCCACUAAGCUACAAUCCCACUAAGCUACACACCACAUACAAAAACCCAUGUCACACCCUGGCCUGACCAAAUACAUAAAGAUGAACACAAAAUACUUCGACCAGGGCGUGACAAGAGCUACAUGACAUUUAGUAUGAAGUCACCCAGGUGUCCCUCAUGAGUUGCCCAAAUGUACCCAAGUGGCCUCCAAGUGGCCGAAUUGGUAAAUGGAUACACUUGCAAGAAAAUAACUAUAGAGAACAUACAAAAAUGCUAUGCUAAUAAAAAAAAUACAAGUUUACACCCAGGAAUGUCAUACAUGAUGGAUCACUAGCUUCCCUACAUAACAAGAAUGCUGAUCCAAUGUCUCCAAACACGGAACCAUCCUCUCAUCUGUGGACAGGUUUUUG
This is a messenger RNA of Oncorhynchus keta (chum salmon), 2312 nucleotides long. Its product is annotated as eukaryotic translation initiation factor 3 subunit C-like. Gene Ontology annotation, biological process: translational initiation. Gene Ontology annotation, cellular component: eukaryotic translation initiation factor 3 complex. The transcript has 2 exons. The record is from RefSeq and is a predicted model, not a curated record. Gene Ontology annotation, molecular function: translation initiation factor binding; translation initiation factor activity; RNA binding. NCBI's taxonomy places the organism in Eukaryota, Metazoa, Chordata, Actinopteri, Salmoniformes, Salmonidae. The coding region runs from base 9 to 284 and encodes 91 amino acids.